GUAGUCCCACGGAGACAUACUUCUUUGGUACUCAGAUGGCCAUGAUUCUGCUGGGCGCUAUUCCGGGCUGUUUCUUCGUCAGCAUAGUCAUAAUCCCGAUUUUGUACAACCUGAGAAUCGUCUCUAUUAACGAGUAUAUAGAGCUGAGGUUUGAGUCACGACUGCUAAGGACGCUGGCAACUCUGUGUACUCUUCUCUCUUCUUUCAUUUACAUGGGCAUCUGCCUCUAUGCUCCAACAUUAGCUCUGUCUACAGUCACGGGCCUCGCUACCUGGGUAUCCACACUUAUCAUGGGGACAAUAUGUACCUUCUACAUCACAAUUGGUGGUGUAAAGGCUGUGGUGUACACAGACGUGUUGCAAACGUUGCUCAUGUUUGGCGGGGUGCUGGUGGUGGUGAUCCUCUGUUGUAUUGACCUGGGCGGCGUUGACAAAGUGUGGGCCAUUGCAGACCGAGGUGGACGCAUCCAAUUUUUCAACCUCGACACGAGCCCUUUUGAGCGCCACACUCUGAUGUCCACUGUGGUCUUCGGCUAUUACUUAAUAGUCUCUUCCAUCGGCUUCAACCAAACCACCUUCCAGAGAUUAGCAUCUGUGAGGACGCUUCAGACAUCACAAAGUGGUGCCGGCUCUAUAAUCUGGUUGGGCUUUGUCACUUUCUGA
Messenger RNA from Homarus americanus (American lobster), 662 nucleotides. RefSeq names its product sodium-dependent multivitamin transporter-like. The annotation marks the transcript as partial. The transcript is spliced from 5 exons. The record is from RefSeq and is a predicted model, not a curated record. Gene Ontology annotation, biological process: sodium ion transport; transmembrane transport. Gene Ontology annotation, molecular function: symporter activity. Gene Ontology annotation, cellular component: membrane. Lineage: Eukaryota; Metazoa; Arthropoda; Malacostraca; Decapoda; Nephropidae.